Linum tenue is the source of this 3153-nucleotide messenger RNA. Lineage: Eukaryota; Viridiplantae; Streptophyta; Magnoliopsida; Malpighiales; Linaceae. The record is from the annotation of a GenBank genome assembly.
CCAAAAUCUAAUUGGUCUGUAAUUCCUUAUUCUCCCCGCUCUCCCCGCUCUCGCAGUCAGAAACUGAGCUCUCCAGGCCAGUCUCCGAUGAAAGAAGACGAAAAAGACGAAGAGCAAGCGACAACAGAAACAUCAACAGAUUUCGAUGACAGCGACGAUGAGGCGCUCUCAAGCUCCGAUCCAACUGAUUCAAGCGACGAGUAUAUCGGCGACGGCGAAGAACAUCCGGGAGAGGAAUUUGUACUGAAGCCACGCGGAGAACGAGCUGCGCUGCCCGACGUAGAUACGAAAUCGAAGAAUGUGGACUCUCUCGUUAGGGGGAACCUAGUUGUGAAAAGGCAGUCGCUGCUUCCUCGAGUUCUUUCCGUGACGGAAGGGGCAGCCGUUUGUAGGCAACCCUUUAAGCCUCCUUGUUCGAGUGGAUAUUGUAGCAAUGAAGAGCUUAGACGCCGUUUCUUGGCGCGUAAACGUUUCGUCCCCUGGGGUUCUUCUAAACCUUUGCCGAUUCCUAACAUAAGUAGAGUCAGUGUGCCAGAGAGUGUUGAAAAUGAUACUGAGGCGGAAUCCAUGAGUUUGCCACCAGGGAUUGAACCUUUAAUCCUGUGGCAGCCUCCAGAACCGGAAGAUGGAGCCAUUGAUUUGCCACCAAUAAUGGUGGAUCCUUUGCUCGUUCAAUUCCUUCGGCCCCAUCAAAGAGAAGGGGUUCAGUUCAUGUUUGAGUGUGUUGCAGGACUGAAUAGUGCUGCCAACAUUAAUGGUUGCAUUCUCGCAGAUGAUAUGGGUUUAGGGAAAACACUGCAAUCGAUCACUUUGUUGUAUACUCUUCUUUGUCAAGGAUUUGAUGGGAAGCCAAUGGUUAAAAAAGCAAUAAUCUGCACUCCUACCAGUCUUGUGAGUAAUUGGGAAGCUGAGAUAAAAAAGUGGAUUGGAGAGAGAAUUAAGCUCAUUGCUCUAUGUGAAAGCACCAGAGAUGACGUUGUAUCUGGAAUCAAUACUUUUGCAAAUUCUUUCAGCUCUUCUCAGGUCCUAAUUGUUUCAUAUGAGACGUUUCGGCUGCAUUCUUCAAGAUUUAACCAUGAGGGAUCUUGUGACCUUCUGAUAUGUGAUGAGGCACACAGGCUGAAGAAUGAUCAGACGUUAACUAAUCGGGCAUUGGCAGCUCUCUCCUGCAAGCGUCGCAUUCUAUUAUCAGGAACACCAAUGCAGAAUGACCUGGAAGAGUUUUUUGCAAUGGUUAAUUUCACUAAUCCGGGGAUCUUGGGGGAUGCAGCAUAUUUUCGUCGUUAUUAUGAGGCACCAAUAAUAUCUGGAAGGGAGCCAACGGCCACUGAUGAUGAGAGGAACCUAGGUGUUGAGCGCUCUGCAGAACUAAGUGCCAAAGUAAAUCAGUUCAUAUUGAGAAGGACCAAUGCCCUGUUGUCAAAUCACCUACCACCGAAGAUAGUGGAAGUUGUUUGCUGCAAAUUGACUCCUCUCCAGUCAGAACUAUACAACCAUUUUAUUCACUCAAAAAAUGUAAGUGUUCAAGCUUAUCUGGUGGUUAAACGUGCAAUUACCGAAGAUGCAAAAAAAUCCAAGAUUCUGGCGUACAUUACAGCUCUGAAGAAGCUCUGCAAUCAUCCGAAGCUCAUCUAUGAUACUAUAAAGACUGGAAGUCCUGGGACUUCAGGUUUUGAGGAUUGUAUUCGCUUUUUCCCUCCAUCAAUGUUCUCCGGAAGAUCUGGGUCUUGGAGUGGUGGUGACGGUUCUUGGGUCGAGCUGUCUGGUAAAAUGCAUGUCUUGGCUCGCUUAUUGGCACAUUUACGUCAGAGAACUGAUGAUAGAAUUGUCUUAGUAUCAAAUUACACUCAGACGCUGGACCUUUUCGCUCAAUUGUGCCGUGAAAGAAGAUACCCACUCUUACGCCUUGAUGGAACCACUUCGAUCAGCAAAAGACAAAAGUUGGUCAAUCGUUUCAAUGAUCAAUCAAAGGACGAAUUUGCUUUUCUCUUAAGCAGCAAAGCUGGCGGCUGUGGGCUCAAUUUGAUAGGCGGCAAUCGGCUUGUCUUAUUUGAUCCGGACUGGAACCCUGCCAAUGACAAACAAGCUGCUGCCAGAGUCUGGCGGGAUGGACAAAAGAAGAGAGUAUAUAUUUACAGAUUUCUCAGUACAGGAACCAUUGAAGAAAAGGUGUAUCAGCGCCAAAUGUCAAAGGAAGGUCUCCAAAAGGUUAUCCAGAAUGAGCAUAAUGAUAGCAGUGCAGCACAGGGUAACCUUCUUUCUACGGAUGAUUUACGCGAUCUGUUCACAUUCCAUGAGAAUGUCAGGUCGGAGAUUCAUGAAAAGAUGAACUGCCUCCGCUGCCAGUUGCACGCUGCUGAGCCAGAGAACGUAGAAAAUGGAGACAAAUCGGAUAAUAAUACCGAGUCCGGUCAAGAAGUGUCUGAUAUUGGUGGAUUUGCCAGGAUCUCAGGAUGCCUGAAGUUGAAGGCUUCAGAAAAGCAGGUAGGGACUCCCCUGGAAGAGGAUUUGGGCAGCUGGGGCCAUCAUUUUCACUCUACUUCUGUUCCUGAUUCUAUACUUCAAGCUUCUGCUGGUGAUGAGAUUUCUUUUGUUUUCACCAACCAAGUGGAUGGGAAGCUUGUACCAGUUGAACCGGCAACCCCAACCCCAAAGUUCCAGUUCGACAACAAGGAAAAUCGAAAUGAGGCCAAGUCUUCAAAGUCCAAUCAAUUCGCCAAGCCGAGGCAAUUUGGCUCGCCUUGUACGGAUUCUCCAUCAUCCACCACACUCAAACCUAUGCAAAGAGCAACGCUGAAACGAUCACGAACUCCAUUAAACGGAAUCGAAAAUACUGAGCUCAGGUCCAAGCUUGCCUUUUCCGGUAAAAGAUCAUCUCCUUGUGUUGCAGCGGGGCAAGAUGAUGAUGAUUUCGUGUAAAUGAUGGAAAUCACCAUUCUUCAGUAUCAUUAUUGUCCAUAGAGCUCAGGCAAUUGAGGUGUCCUUAUGAUCUUCCCAAUGUACGAAUUCAUUGUUUGGAAUUUGUGACUUAUUAAUUGGUAGCAAUUACGUGUUGCUUGAAUCACGAAUCACAUAUUGUUUAUAUGAUUUUAGAGAUUAUUACUUAUCGUCAAGAGAACCUUACAAGUUAUGUUUGGAGAGAUGUUCAAAUAA